Aspergillus homomorphus CBS 101889 is the source of this 935-nucleotide messenger RNA. RefSeq lists its product as uncharacterized. Gene Ontology annotation, biological process: secondary metabolite biosynthetic process. Lineage: Eukaryota; Fungi; Ascomycota; Eurotiomycetes; Eurotiales; Aspergillaceae. Gene Ontology annotation, cellular component: cytoplasm; nucleus. The record is from RefSeq and is a predicted model, not a curated record. The transcript is spliced from 2 exons. The coding region runs from base 79 to 801 and encodes 240 amino acids.
CCCGCAUACCACAUCUUCACCAAACAGCCGAGACAACACCUCCCUCCCGAAGAAACCAACACCACAUCCACCGCCAAUAUGGCCCAACCCUCCCGCCCGCGCAUAGCCUGCUUCCACGGCGGCGGCUCCCGCGCGUCAGUCUACAACGUACAAUGCGCGCACCUAGCCAAGCUCCUAGAGCCAGACUUCGAGCUCGUUUUCUUCGACGGGCCGUUCUUCCGCGACGCGGGCCCAGGCGUGCUCCCUGCCUUCCGCGGGUACGAGCCCUUCCGCUCGUGGUUCACGCAGGACAGCACGGGCGUCGAGCUCGCGGACGGCAGCGGCUACGACCUCACCGGCCGCGACGGCGUGGAGCGGAUCUGGAAGCUGAUGCACGAGAAGGCCCAGCUCGAGCCUGGUGGUCCGUGGGUCGGCGUCAUGGGGUUCAGUCAGGGGACGAGGCCCGCCGGCGGGCUGUUGCUGGAUCAGCAGCGGAGGAUUGCGAGUGGGGAGGCUACGGCAGAUGAUGCUGAUGCUGGGCUUAAAUUUGGGGUCAUGUGCAUGGGUGCCGGCGCGCCGAUGGUCGCGGAGAGCGCGCAUCGGGCUGAAUCCGAUCUCGAGCUGGUCACCAUCCCCACGAUACAUGUGCACGGGCUGAAAGAUGCCGUCCUGCCGCUGAGUCGACAUCAGCUGGCGUCAUACUACGAUCCCAAGCGAAGUGAGCUGUUUGAGGUCGACUACCACCAUGCUAUGCCGUGGGUGAAGCAUGAGGUGGAACAUCUGGCGCAUCUGAUCAGGACGGCGUAUCGAGAAAAUAUCUGAUAAGUGGUUGAGAGGCAUCCGGGACUCGAGGAUAAACGCGAAGUCGUUUCACUAUUGUGGAUUUUAUUUUAAACAAGACUACUAUUGGUGUAGUAAAUAGACUUUUGGGCCAUGCCAUGCCGCCUUACCCUGGC